AUGGCGGAACUGACAGAGGCAUCAUCCUCCUCCUCUGCCUUUUCAUCUGGAUCUUCCAAGUUCAGUGUAUUUCUCAGCUUUAGGGGUGAAGACACUCGCAAAAACUUCACCAGUUUCCUCCAUAAAGCUCUCAAAAACAGUGGAAUCAAUAGCUUUAUCGAUAGUGAACAAUUGUGGAUUGGAGAAGCCAUAGGCCCAGCUCUCCUUAGAGCGAUCGAGAGGUCCAAAAUCUCGAUCCCUGUCUUCUCUAAAGGCUACGCCUCUAGUAAAUGGUGCCUGCUGGAACUUUCUCAUAUACUUGAUUGCCACAAAUCCAAAGCUCAAAUGGUCCUUCCCAUAUUCUUAGACGACGUCGGGCCAUCACAUGUUCGGAAUCAAACUGGAAGUUUUGAGGAGCCGUUUCAGGAACAUGAGAAGAAUUUUGAGCCCCAUAUCGUAGAGAGUUGGAGGGAAGCUUUGAGAGUAGUAGGAAAUCUAAAGGGAUGGGUUCUCAAGGAAGACACAAAUGGGGAUCAAGCAGAGCUAGUUGAAUUAGUUGUUAGAAGGGUUUUGGAAGAAUUGAUUACUAGCACCCACUUGGCUGUAUGUAAAUACCUUAUUGGAAUAGAUUCCCAUGUGAAUCAUCUAUUAUCUUUAUUAAAUAUUGGUUCCAAUAAUGUUCUGUUCGUGGGAAUCUGUGGUUACGGCGGCAUUGGAAAGACAACUAUUGCAAAAGCAGUCUACAAUUGCAUCCUUUCAACCUUCAAUAGGCAUAGUUUUCUUUCAGAUGUUAGAGAACAAGCAACACAAUGGAUGGGUCUAGAGACUUUGCAAAAGCAGCUUCUUAAGGAUAUCAUCAAAAGAGACAUUGACGUAGGUGAUCUUCAUAGAGGAAAAAUAUUGAUAGAACACAGUCUUUGUGAAGAAAAAGUUCUUGUUGUUCUUGAUGAUGUGGACAGUCAAGAACAGGUAGAUGCUUUGGCUGGUGCAUUCAAUUGGUUUGGCCAAGGAAGUAGGGUCAUUCUAACAACCAGAGACGAACAUAUUUUGAAUGUGAUUAAAAUUGAUAAAGAUAAAAUAUAUAGGCCUCAAGAGCUAAAUCAUAAACAAUCUCUUCAACUAUUUAGUUUGCACGCUUUUUCAAGGGACCUACCUCCUGAAUAUUAUAUAAAAAUUUCACAUGAUGUGGUAUGUUAUUCGGGAGGGUUGCCUUUAACUCUAGAGGUGUUGGGGUCUUACCUAUCGGACAUAAGUGGCAAAGAAGAGUGGGAAAGUACAUUACAAAAAUUGAAAGAAAUUCCUCUUGAAAAAGUCCAAAGAAGGUUGAAGAUAAGUUAUGAUAAUCUAGAAGAUGAUUAUCAAAAGGCUAUAUUUCUUGAUGCUGCAUGUUUUUUCAUUGGAUGGCCGAAAAGAACCGUAAUUUCCAUAUGGGAAGCUUGUGGCUAUCAUCCGAAAUCAGCAAUACAUAGAUUAAUUAAAAGAUCUCUUCUAAAAUUUGAAGAUUAUGGCAAAUGUUAUCUGAAGAUGCAUGAUCAGAUUCGGGACAUGGGAAGGAAUAUUGUCAAAGAAGAAAGCCCAAUGGAGCCGGCUAAGCGUAGUAGGUUAUGGUCUUAUGACGACAUCUUGGAUGUGUUUCAAGAACACAAGGGAACUGACAUGAUAAAAGGCAUGCUCCUUCCCUCUGACUUACCGAGUGUUUACUUAACUAAUGAACACUUUGAGAUGAUGCCCAAUCUAAGAUUUCUUAGAAUUAAAUCAGACAUGUUCAUGGGAGACAUUUCGGACCUUCCUUCUGGACUAAGAUGGUUCAGAUUGAAGAACUGUCCUUGGGAAAUUCUACCAACCAAUUUUUAUCAUAAGAGACUAGUUCAUCUCGACCUAUCAUGGAACUUCAUGAUUGAACAAGCUUGGCAUAUUGUGCCUCAAGAUAAAAAUAAGCGGUUCCAAAAGUUGAAAGUUCUCAACCUGAGUUAUUGUAGACAUCUUUCCAAGUCCCCAGAUUUUUCAUGGUUUCCUUUCUUGGAGAGUUUAAAUCUUGGAUACUGCAAGUCCUUGGACAAGUUAGACAACUCCAUCGGACAGUUGAAUAAGCUCAAAAGUCUUAUUCUCAAAUAUUGUUACUCACUCAAGAUGUUACCCGAUGAUGUUGGACUAUUAGAGAAACUUGAGGUAUUAGAUGCUGAGAAUUGCGUUGGACUAGUAACACUACCAACAGCAAUGGGGAGAAUGAAGUCUUUUCAUAGCCUCAAUCUCUUAGGAACCAGAAUUUCCAAUAUUUCAAAAUUACCAGAUGAUUUUUCAAUGCUCUCGAAUAUAGUGGAGUUGAAGAUGUCUAGGGAUUGGCCUCAGGUAAGACUCUCUCCUACAGUCCGGAAUCUUUUGUUGGAGAAUGGGGAAUCAGACCAGAACACGGAAAAAAAGAAACUUAAAAGAAGCUAG
Telopea speciosissima is the source of this 2418-nucleotide messenger RNA. RefSeq names its product disease resistance protein RUN1-like. Gene Ontology annotation, molecular function: ADP binding. The transcript has 4 exons. Lineage: Eukaryota; Viridiplantae; Streptophyta; Magnoliopsida; Proteales; Proteaceae. The coding region runs from base 1 to 2418 and encodes 805 amino acids. Gene Ontology annotation, biological process: defense response; signal transduction. The record is from RefSeq and is a predicted model, not a curated record.